Messenger RNA from Triticum dicoccoides, 2818 nucleotides. RefSeq names its product galactan beta-1,4-galactosyltransferase GALS1-like. Bases 779 to 2521 code for a protein of 580 amino acids. Gene Ontology annotation, cellular component: cytoplasm. NCBI's taxonomy places the organism in Eukaryota, Viridiplantae, Streptophyta, Magnoliopsida, Poales, Poaceae. The transcript has 2 exons. The record is from RefSeq and is a predicted model, not a curated record. Gene Ontology annotation, molecular function: glycosyltransferase activity.
CUUUUCCACCGGAGACGAGCCGAGCCACUCCGUCGCUGUACUACAACCACUACCCGUCUCCGAUCCACGGAGCCGCGGCGCUGUUGCUUGCAUGCCCGGGCUCGCGACAGGUCCAAGCCAGGCCAAACUGGCGGCCGCUCCCGCACGCCUUGUCCGGUGGCGGGCCUUGAUUUCCUUCCGAGAGUUUCCUCACCGCCAGCGCCACGACGCCCUACGAACGCGGUUGGUGGCCUGCGUUACGGACCGCGCGGAUCCGGCGGUUAAAUCGCCCUAAACUCACUCCACCACCACCAGUACCUCUCUCACACGCGCCUUCAUUUCCUUCCCUCCCUCCUUCCCUGAGCCAGCCAGCCAGCCUUGACUGUUGCUUCGCGGCGCCGCCCCCCUCCUCCCUCUCACCCGCAGCGUCCAGAACAAUCCCUCCCUCCCCCGCUCCGUCCGUCGACAACGUCGACGCACCGACCGACCCGUCGAUUCCCCGCCACCUUCCCCUCCCUCCGCUCCGUCACCCCCCACAUUCCCCGCAUCUCGAUCGAACCUCUCUCGCCUUUUACCGCCCACCCAGCCCUUCGCCCGCUCCCGAGAAAGAUAACCAGGACGGACGGGCGGACGGGCGGACGGAGGAGGGAAAGCAAGCGCGGCGCGCAACCGGAGCAGUGGUCCGGCCGGAGCACGGGAGCGGAGCCCGCAGCGGAGCGCCGGCCGGCCGCGCAGGCGGAUCGGGGAGCUGGUGGCCGUUUCGGUUGCAGAGCCGUGUCCGUAACCGUACGUGCGUGCCAUGAAGAAGAAAGACGCGGGAGGAGGCGGCGGCGGCGGUGGCGGUGGGGCGUUCGUCGCCGCCCCGUGCGUCGACAUCAAGCUCUUCGUCGCCUCGCUCGCCUUCCUCACGCUCUUCGUCGCAUUGUGGCAGCUCCAGCCCUACGGCUCCCUCCUCGCCGCCGCCCGCUCCUCCGCCUCCGCGCCCCCAUGCGCCCUCCCCCUCGCCAACAACACUAAGGUCCACUCCGCCAACUCGACGUCCUCCGACGCAGCUACCAAGACCGCACCGGUGGCGACGUCGGCUCCGGCCAUCCCCGCCGCCGCCGCCGCUGUUCCGAUGCAGCUGGCGAAGCCGGCGGCGCGGGCGGAGGACCCGAACACGAACAAGCCGGUGCUCCCUCGGCCGCACGUCAGCUCGGCGGCGCGGGCGGAGCAGCCGAACAAGCCGGUACUCCCGCGGCCGCACGUAACCGCGGCGGCGCGGGCGGAGGAGCCGAAAAGGCCGGUGCCCCGGCCGUCCGGCAGCGCGGCGGUGCGCCCGGAGGACCCGAACAAGCGGGUGCUCCGGCCGUACGGCAGCGCGGCGGCGCUGUUCGUGCAGAUGGGCGCGUACCGGGGCGGGCCGCGGACGUUCGCCAUCGUGGGGCUGGCGUCCAAGCCCACGCACGUGUUCGGCACCCCCUACUUCAAGUGCGAGUGGCAGCCCAACCCGAGCGCCGCCGACCCGGCGCCGCGCGCCGUCCGGACCAAGGCCUACAAGAUCCUGCCAGACUGGGGCUACGGCCGCGUCUACACCACCGUGGUCGUCAACUGCACCUUCCCGUCCAACCCCAACGCCGCCAACGCCGGCGGCAGGCUGCUCGUGCACGCCUACCACUCCACCGCCUCCCGCCGGUACGAGCGGUUCGUCGCUCUCGAGGAGGCGCCGGGCGCCUACGACGAGGCCGCCUUCAGCCCGCCGUUCCAGUACGACUACCUCUACUGCGGCUCCUCGCUCUACGGCAACCUCAGCGCGGACCGCAUGCGGGAGUGGGUGGCGUACCACGCGCACUUCUUCGGGCCCAGGUCGCACUUCGUCUUCCACGACGCCGGCGGCGUGAGCCCGGAGGUGCGGGCGGUGCUGGAGCCGUGGAUCAGGGCGGGGCGGGUCACGGUGCAGGACGUCCGGGCGCAGGCCGAGUUCGACAGCUACUACUACAACCAGUUCCUGGUGGUGAACGACUGCCUGCACCGGUACCGGCACGCCGCCAACUGGACCUUCUUCUUCGACGUCGACGAGUACCUCUACCUGCCCAACGGCCAGGCUCUGGACCAGGUGCUCGGGAGGCUCUCGGGGUACACGCAGUUCACCAUCGAGCAGAAUCCCAUGUCCACCAAGCUCUGCGUCAAGAAUCCGAGGAACGAUUACUCAAGGGAAUGGGGAUUCGAGAAGUUCGUGUUCCGGAACUCGAUCACGAGGGUGCGGCGCGACCGCAAGUACGCGAUCCAGGCGCGGAACGCGUACGCGACGGGGGUGCACAUGUCGCAGAACAUCUACGGGAGGUCGACGCACAAGACGGAGGCCCUGAUCAGGUACUACCACUACCACAACUCCAUCAACGUGUUGGGUGAGCCCUGCCAGGAGUUCGUGCCGCGGCCCGGCAGCGGCCGCAAGGUCACCUUCGAGGGCGUCCCCUACGUGUACGACGACGCCAUGAAGCGCCUCGCCGGCGAGGUCCGGCGGUUCGAGAACGAGACCAUCGGAUCGUCGUCUCUUACAUGAUAAUUACAAGCAGCUGCUGGGUGGUGGCCGCUGCCUGCUGGUGCUGGUACAUAUACGCUGAUGUUUUAUUUAGGAUGUGUGGACUGGAGAGUCUGUUUUAUUAGAAGAGGCAGGUCGGCCGGUGUAAAGUUUUGGUUCUUCGUUGGGCCGGCCCUUCAGUAAUGGGGAUCUGCUUUUUGCUGCGUUUUCUUCACCUUUUUCUGCCUGUCCCCCACAUUCGUUUACAGAUCUGUGUGUGUAGACUGAUGAUGUUGGCUUUUUACUGCUGCUAGAUUCUUUCAUCUCCUUCUGGGGUCA